AUGUCCGAUAAUAUAAAGAAACGUUUACCUAUUUAUAAUGAAGAACAAUUAAUAAAAAUGCUUGCUGAUAUAUCACCACAUAGACCAAUAACAUUAGCUGAAGCAAUAGCCUAUGAAUAUAUUCAUCUCGAUGAUCCAAAAUUAGGUUUAUCAAAUGAUACAAUUCAACGUAUGAAAAAUUUAUUUCGUCCAUUAUCAUAUGAUGAUGAAUCAACAUGGAAUUUAAUACGUAUUAAACGUUCAGGUCAAUAUUUAACUGAUUUUAAUCUUGCUGAAACAAAUUCAUUUGAAAAAUUUCAUUUAUCACAACCAUUUAUAUAUCAAUUACAACAAUCAUUUGAACCAAGAUUUGAUUUAACUGAAAAACAAUUUCGCUCAUUAACUGAAGCUAUUUUAAAUAAUAAAGAUGAAUAUUCGAAUUUACAAUUUAAUAUUGGAAGAUCAUUAAUGCCACCUGGUGAUAUGAAAGAAUCAUCAACCAAUGAUUUUAGUCAAUCCGAUUCUGGCUAUUCAGUAACAACAGCAACAUAUGAAAGUUUAGCAAGUAAAGUUAAGAAUGAAUUUGAAGCAAUAAAUGAACCAAUAACUGUUCAAUCUGAUACAUCAGAUAAAAGCAUAGGUCAAACUAAUAGUACAUAUUCAAAAGAGAUCAUAACGGGAACAGUUCCAGAAACAGAAGAAAAUUUUGAUGAUAAAAAACAUGAUUUAAUAAAAAUAUCAUCAAAAGCAAAUGUUACAACACCUAUUUAUAUGAAAAAACGUAAAUCAACUGGUUUACUUUCUUGUUUUGGAAAUAAAAAAGCAAAAGCAUCAAUAGAACAACAUAAACAACCAAUUAUAAAACCAUCAAUUACUCUAGAUAAUAAUCAACAAAUAAAUAUUCCUAUUCAAGAAAAAUCUACAAUUGAUUAUACGAUUUUACCUGAUGGUAAACGUAUUUAUAUUGAUGUUUUUCGUGAUCGACCUGGCCUUGAUAUGUCGUAUAAACCAAAAGAUUUCGAUACUCAAUUCGUUCUACCUGUUACAAAAUUACCCAUUGAAUAUGAAAGAUCACUCACACCUGAAAAUACAGAAUUACUAUCAACUGCAAUUGACCAUACACCAAUUGUAAAUUUAGAAGCACGUUUACCAACUAUCGAACCAAUGAAUAUUCAAUCGGAAAUAAUUGAAGAAAAACCACUUGUAAAAUUAGAUGUACAACAACCAACAAUUCAAUCUGUAGAUGUUCAAACAAAACCUAUUGAAGUACAUACACCAAAAGUUGAAUCAAUUCAUGUUCAACCUGAAAUUGUUGAACAUAAAACAAUAGCACAUUUAGAAGCACGACCAGCAACAAUUGAACCAAUUGAUGUUCAAUAUGAAAAAACAUCAAUUGUUGUUCCAUUAACAAAAACUGAUGAAUCAACUGUUUCAAAGCCAAUUAUAAAUUUACAUGGUGCAGGUGUAGAUUUACCUAAAGUUGAACUAGUUAAACCAGAACUAUUACCAACAUCAGCUAUAACAAAAGAAAAACAUAAAAAAACAAAAGAAGUAACUACAACUGAAAAAACACCUAAAGUUAAAAAAUCAACUGGUGGUUUAUGUGCAUCAUGUUUUGGUGCAAAAGCAGCUGAAAAAAAGAAAAAAGAAUUAACAUCUGAAACCCGUCCAGCACCUAUUGAACAGAAGAAAGUAAUUGAACAAGAAAAAAAAGAUGAUAUCCCAAAAACAACAGCUAUCUUAUCAACACCAACGAUUGAAUCAAUACCAAUACCAGUAUUACCACCAAGAACAGACGAACAAAUUACUUUACCUAAUGUUGAAAUCGAUAAAAUUCAAGACGAAACUACUGUGACUCUUCCAAAAUUAGAAGAUCGCCUAGAUGCAACUAUUGAAAAAUUAGUACCAAUUGAAGAACCACAUUAUCAAUUACCAUCAAGCGAGCCUGUGCCGCCAACUCAAUAUUCAAUACCGGAACCAAAUACAUAUGAUACUCCUCGUUUAACUGAAACACUAACAAUUGAAACUAGUGCAAUACCAACUUUUGAAACUAGUCAAAUCCCAACAACUGAGACUAGUCCAUUACCAACAAUUGAAACUAGUCCAAUAAAUACAGAAGAGAAAAUUCUUACAAGUGAAAUAUCUCCUGAAAUUCCAAUAGUCGAAAUAAAAAAACCUGUUGAUGAUAUUAUUCCAUCAAUAGAACCAAAAAUUGAAUCAACAAUAGAACAAAAAAUUGAAUCAACAACAGAACAAAAAAUUGAAUCAAUAAUAACAACAAAACCAGAAACAAUGCCAAAUGUUGACAUAAAUGAAUCAACUAAAAAAGGUUCAUAUACGUUGCCAACAAAAAAAUCUAAAACUAAAAAACCUAAAGAACCAAAAGUUAAAACUGAAAAAAAGUCAGGUCUAUUUUCAACAUUGUUUCGUCAUGGUGAUCGUAAAUCAAAAGCACCAGCACUUAAUUUACCAUCAGUUGAACAAGAUUUAACACGAACAAAUGAAAUACAUACAAAUGACAAUGAUCCAUUACAUGUACCAAAUAUUGAUUUACCUAAACCUAAUGUAUCAUUACCAAAUUAUGAUCGACCUGAAGUUGAUAUGACAAGUGGACAAAUAAAACAAUCAUCAGAAUUUUCAAUACCAGCUGUUCAUUUACCACCAGUACCUAAUUUAAAUUUACCCGAUAAUGAUAAAUCAACAAUUGAUACAACAAUUGAUCCAUUAAAAGUUCCAAAUAUUGAAUUACCUGAUCUUCAAUUAAAUUUAAAUGAACAAGAAAAUAUUAAAUUACCUGAAAUACAUUUCAAAUCGGAAAAAGAAACUUUACCUCAAGUUUCAUUGUCUCUUGAUCUUAAAAAUGAUAAUAAAAUAGAACAAUUACCAACAGUUACAGAUGAUUUAGCAUUAACAUCACCUAUUAAUGAUUCGUUAGCAAUUCAAACUGACGAAAAAAAUUUUCCUAUUGAAAUAGAUUCAACAAUUCCAGAAUUACCUAAAAUACCUUCGGAUGAAACUGAAACCAUAAUUAAACCAGAAUUAUUAUCAACUGAACAAAAAUAUACAAUUACGGAUACACAUUUUGUACAACCACCGGAAUUACCAACAAUAAUUAAUAAACAAACAACUGAAAAUAAUGAAAUUAUACCAAAACUUCCUGAUUUUACAUUUCAAAUACCUUCAACAGAACCUAUUCCAAUUUUAUCAAGAGAUAUAAGUUUAUCUCCACCAUCAUUUGAAAAUGAUUUGCCAACAGAUAAAUCACAAAUUGUUCCAGCUAUUGAAAUUUCAACAUCACCAAUCAAAUCUACUGAGAAACAAAAGAUUGAACCAAAAGUUGAAAUUAAAAAAAAAUCAUCAACACUUGCACUUUGUUCAUGUUUUGGUAAUAAAUCAAAUGUACAAAAAAAUAAAACACAAACUAUUAUUGCACCUAAAACUGAUUUACCAGAAGUUAAUAUGCCUAAUCCAUCAUCAAAUAUAUCUUCAACAUUAAAAACAAAAGGUUCAUUACGUGCACCAAGUAAUGAUUUACCAAGCGUUGAUUUAACAUUACCUCAAACAGAAUCAGUUCGUUUACCAACAAUUCAUACAAAUGAAAAAAAACGACAAGCACCAAAAAAACCAAUUGUUAAUGAAGAAAUUGUUUUAUCACAACCAGUUGUUAAAAGUUCAGAAGGUGUUUUACCUACUACCACUACCACAACAACAGCAGUAAAGGAUGUUCAUGUACAACACACUGAUAUUAUUCGCUCAAUUGAAGUUAAAACUGAUGAAGAACUUUUAGUGCAACCAUUGGUUUUAGAAAAACAAAUUGAAGAGAAAAUUGAUGUUCCAUCACCUACUGUUUCAUCAAUCGUUAUUGAAAAACAAUUAGACGAACAAAUUAAUGUUCCACCACCAACUGUUAUCGAAGCACCAGUAAUAGAAGACAUUAAAACUGAAUCAAUUACUACAACAACUCCUAUUGAAAAGCAAUCAGUAGAAGAAAUCAAAGAUAUCCAAACUGAAUCGAAAAAAGUUCCAUCAUUUGAAAUAAAAGCACCAGCAUUACAUAUUCCGGAACUUGAUUUAUCUAGUCCACCAAAAACUGAUGCGUACAUAUCAUCAAUAAAACAAGAAGAAACAACAACACAAUCUCGUUCAGACAGUGGUCUUGAAGCAAUAAUUUCAUCUCAUAUGCAUCCAUCAUCAACAUUUGGCACAACUCAAACAAUUGAAGAUCUUAAUCAACAUCCAUCACUUAGUUCAGGUUUAGGUAGUGAAUUAAUUGAUAGUGUAACAACAAAAGAUUCAACAUUACCUAAUAUUCAACAAGAAAAUUUAACAACAGAAUCAAAAGUUGAUAAUAGUUUAUUAAAACAUGAUUUUACUCGUAAAAUAACUAUGAAUGAUGAAUUACGUGCUAAAUUAUUAUUUCGACAAGAUAAAUUAAAAAAAUGUUUAGAAGAUGAAAUAUCAAAAUCAAUUGAUGAUUUCGAUACAAAAAAAGAUCAUAAAGCUUUAAAUAAAAUACUUACACAUGCUAUUGAUUUAAUUAACGAGAAAAAAGUAACAACAUAUCCUGAAUUAAAACAAAAAUUAAUUGUUGAACAUAAAAAUGAUGCUUUUAUUGUUGAUCCUGUUGUACGUUCACUUUAUUUCACUAUUGAAAAACAAGGUUUAGAUAAUCUUGAUAAACCAGAAUUUCCAUUGGCUAUUCGUGAUAUGGUUCGUCUUCCAGCUAAACAAACAUUUGAGACAGUAGCACAAAUUAACAAAGAUGUAACAAAAGAACCUACUAAAAUAUCUCAAGAUCAGUCGAAAAAAACUUCAUGUUUAACAUGUGGUCAUUCAAAAUCGAAAAACAAAACUUCAUCAACAACACCUAAAACAACAAGCACAACAACAACAAAUACUGGUUUACUUGAUGAACGUCGUCGUUUACAAUUAAAUACACAUCGUAAUGAAUUAGGUAAUAUUUUACGUGAUCAUAUUCAAUCAAGUCAACCAUCAAUACGACUGUUUUCUGAACAUUCAAAAGAAAUCGAUAAAAUAAUUCGUAAAAGUUUAACACUUCUAAAUCAACCAAAAAUUCUUUCUUAUGAACAAAUUCGUAAUGAUUUAAAAACCGAAUAUAAACAGACAUUUUAUCUUGUUGAUCCAAUAAUUGAUAUCAUACGUGAUACAUUUGAUCAUUGUGAUAUAACACAAAUGAAUGAAAAAAUUAAUCUUGAUAUAUUAGAUUCAAAUAUAACACAGACAGCUAAUUUAUAUAAUCAAGUAUAUAAUCAAACAAAUUUAUUAACAACAGAAGAAUAUAAUUUAUUAAAAACUAAUCAAUUACAAUGGUUAAAUCAAUAUUUAAUUGACAAUGAAUUAAAAACGAAAAAAAUAACAAAAAAACAAACAAAAGAAUUACAAAAAAUAUUAAAUCGUGCAUUAGAAUUAUUGUCAUUAAAUUUAAUAUAUUCAUGGGAUGAAUUAAAUUCACAAUUACGACGUGAAUUUUCUAAAGCACAUGAUUUAUGUGAUCGUUCAAUUGAAUUAAUAAAACAAGCACAAAAAGAUGGUUUAUUAUUAUUACAACAAUCACCAAAUACAAAUCAACAAGAAUUAACAUCAAUUAAUGUUAUUAGUGCUAAUGGAAAACGACGCGCAUCAUCAUUAUUAACUGAACGUGCUAAACAAAAUAUACAGACAAAUCGAAAGAAAAUUAUUUCAUCAAUAACAAAUUUAUUAUAUGAUUAUAAUAAACCAUUAUAUAAUGAAAAUCAAAUUGAAACAUAUGUUAAUAAAACAUUUCAUUAUUUAGAAGAAAAAAAAAUCGGAGAAUUUAAAACUUACAAUGAUUUAAAAGAUAAAUUAAAAAAAGAUUUUAAACAUAAUCAUGAAAAAUUAAUUGAACAAAUCGUUGAUGUUAUUGAACAAGCACAUGCUACUAAUCAAUUUGAUGAUAUUGAUAAACCAGAAGUACAAACUUUAAUGAGAGAUCGACUAGAUGGAAAACCUUUAGUUAUUAAAGAAAUGUAUGUUUCAUUACCACCACGUGCAGGUGCUUAUGGAACAUCAAAACAUUCAAAUGAUGAAUCUUCACGGUUUUUAUCAACAUCAGUAAAUGGGGAUCAAACAAUGAAUAGUAGUUCAUCAUCACAUCGUGUUGCUCGUGGUCUUAGUUGGCGUGAAGCAAAUGAACGAGCUAGAAUUUUAUUUUAUCGUGGUAAACAUCCAGCUAUACAUUAUGAUGAACAAGCAGCUGGUUUUGAUGUACGAAUGUUACUUGAAACAACAUCAGGUGGAACACAAGAAAUACCUGUUACAGACAGUGAUGUUCAUGAAUUAUUGAAUUCAUGUGGUGUUCAAUGGGAUGGUGUUAAUAUAAUAUCAUUAGUUGAUCAUAGUGAAGAUGUUGUACGUGCUGCUGAACAGGCUGCAUUAAAAGUAAUACGUGAAAAAGGUCUUGUCGAUUUACGCACACCACCAUCGACAAGAAAUAUGGAUGAUAAUGAUGAACCUUCGUCAUCAUAG
Molecule: messenger RNA, 6486 nt
Organism: Rotaria sp. Silwood1
Lineage: Eukaryota; Metazoa; Rotifera; Eurotatoria; Philodinida; Philodinidae
Source: the annotation of a GenBank genome assembly